AUGGAUAACUUAUCGCACCGUACGGAAACCACAGAAAUCCGUAGCCCCCCCCCUUCCGUCUCCCCAACUGCUCCCUCUAUUGGCGAAAAUCAACCCGUUACGUCAACGGAUCUCCUUGCAGCAGAUGAAUGGAAGUCAAACUCUCCUGACGUCAAAACUUCUCCCGAUGAAGCCCAUUAUGUGAAACAUCCAUACGCAUCACUUGAGGACCUCGUCAAGCGCAAUGGGGGUACUUCCCUUCUGACGCGAAUUCUAGUUGCGAAUAACGGCAACGCAGCAGUGAAAGCGAUCCGCUCCUUGAGGCAAUGGUCGUAUUCAAUGGUAGGAACGGAUAGGGCAUUAGAAUUCGUUGUGAUGGCCACAACAGACGAUAUUGAAGCGAAUCAAGAAUACAUCAGUGAAGGUGACUUCCUGGUUGAAGUUCCAUGCGGUCCUACAAACAACAAUUUCUCGAAUCUGUAUUUAAUCAUUCAAAUUGCGGAAGAGUAUGAUUGCGAUGCUGUAUGGCCUGGUUGGGGUCACGCAUCCGAAAAUUUCAAGUUUCCAAUAGCAUUAGCAUCGUCACCACGUCGACCUGUGUGGAUUGGACCACCCUACUCGUCCAUGUUGGCAUUAGGGGACAAAAUUGGGUCAACGAUUAUUGCGCAAUCCGUUGAUGUCCCAUGUGUCCCAUGGAGCGGCAUGCAUGUUACAUGUACAGAGGAGGAUCUUUCUGCUGGUUUGUUGCCUCGGGAGUGUCUCGACCGCGCUUGUGUCAAAUCUGCCGAAGAGGCUCUCAGUGUAUGCGACCGUCUCGGAUACCCUGUUAUGAUCAAAGCGUCAGCUGGAGGUGGCGGGAAAGGAAUACGAAAAGUGAAGACGGCGGAUGAGGUCGUUAGCGCCUACCACCAGGUCAUCAACGAGGUCAAAGGGUCUCUUGUAUUCAUCAUGAGACUCGUUCAGCGUUGCAGACAUCUGGAAGUUCAAGUAAUUAGCGAUUGCUACGGACAUACAAUUGCACUUGGUAGUCGUGAUUGCUCAAUUCAACGUCGGUGUCAGAAAAUUAUAGAAGAGGGGCCAGUUGUAACAGCCCCAAAAGAAGUGAUUCAGCGAAUGGAGGAUGCUGCAGUCCGGUUGUGUUCAGCAGUAAAAUAUUGUAAUGUUGCAACAUGUGAAUUUAUGUAUGAUUUAGACACUAAACAAAUCUAUUUUCUAGAAGUGAAUGCACGACUUCAAGUUGAACACGUUGUCACUGAAGUUGUAUCUGAUUUAAAUUUGCCUGCAGCACAAUUGCAAAUUGCCAUGGGAAUUCCUUUGGAGAAAAUUCCUGAUAUUAAAAGAUUCCUGGACCUCAAAUCGUGCGAAAAAUUGCCGGAAAAGCAUUGUAUUGCUGCGCGAAUCACUGCCGAACAUGCUGAAGAUAAUUUUAGACCAACAUGCGGAGAUGUGUUUGAGUUACACUUGCGGACAUCGAUGGACGUCUGGGGAUAUUUUUCAAUCGGUGCGACCGGGAAAGUGCACGCAUAUGCGGAUUCCCAAAUUGGUCACAUUUUUGCGUCUGGACGGGAUCGCGAAUCCGCUCGCAGGCAUUUGAUCGUCGCGUUGAAAGGCUUGACUGUGCGGGGAGAAAUAAGAACGAACGUUGAGGCCUUAUUGACAAUAUUGGAGUUGCCUGACUUUGUGAACAACAACACACACACAACUUGGGUCGAGACUUCUGUGUCUUUGGGAUCACGAAAUUCCCAAUGUUCUCCUCAGCAGUGUUUGCUAUUGCAGGCGGUCCUUCUUGCCGCUGCCUAUGAGGCUUUCAUCACGUUCAAGCGGAGUGAAGCUGAAUUUUUAGAAAAGAUUGGUCAAGGACAGCUUCCACCGGCAAUAAAAGUCCAAACGUCGUCCGAGCUGGUUUAUAAGACAUCACGUUUCGAUGUCCAAUGCUUUCAUACUGCUCCCUAUAUGAUCGCGGUUCAAUUGAACAAUUCAACAGCGGAAGUCCUUCUCCGACCCAUCACGUCUUCAUCGACUCCUUUUACGACUUGCGCAGAUCCCAAUGAGUCAAACAAUGCAGCUGCAUGUUUCUUGGUCUCUCGGGGAUUUGAUGGUCGAAGUCGUCGAGUAUUUUAUAAAAUUGAUAAUUCUGGAAUCCGUGUGACGUUUGAUGGAUCGACAUUUACUUUUGUUAAAGAAUCUGAUCCUUCCCAAGUGCGUGCUCCCGUUAGUGGAAAAUUAUCGCGUUGGAUUGUCACAAGCGGGACGCCAGUGCAGCGAGGACAACCUUACGCAGAGAUUGAAAUCAUGAAAAUGUACAUGCAAUUGCAAGUACCAGAAGCGGGGAUCCUCUCGCAUGCAUUGGCUGAAGGCGCUGUAUUCAAAGCAGGAGAUUUGCUUGGAACCCUCGAAUUCCCUGAUGGCCUUGUUUUUGAAAAGGCAAAAGCGUUUGAGGGAAAGUUUCCUGUUCGUGAUAAAAAACAAGACAACUACUGCGAUGAACAACAAGACAUCUCUAGUACAAGAACCCGCGGUCCAGCUAUAUUGAGGAAUUUCCGAUUUUCUAAAGAGCGCUUGAUUGGCGUUCUGAAUGGUUAUCAUUGUCACGCUGAAGAAUCACAAAAGGCACUCGAUGUUCUUCUGCGCGUCUCGUUCAAUCCCUCGCUACCUCAGCUUGAAAUUGCCGAAGCUUUGUCAGUCAUGGAGCCAGUUCUUCCCCAGAUGUUGGCGCAACAGCUUUACGCAUGUCUCACCCACCAACCAACCUUCACCAACAUGCCUUCGGAUAAACAUUCAAUCUCAGAGCCGAGUACCUCUUUGAACAUGCUUCCUACAACGAGUAUAUCGAACGACAAUUCAAUCAAAUCACCACAACGCGCUGGAGAUCAGGAGCCUGUUGAAAUUCUCAUGAAUGCGGAGAGAUUGCGAUCCAUCACGAAUACAGCAACACAGGAAUUGCCAUCGCGUCAGUUGUUAGACAUCAUCGAGGAGUAUCUCGUUGGUCAAGCUGCGACAGGCGAGGCGUUCGGCAUUACACGAUCUCAACUUGAACCUUUAACAGAUUUACUGAUCAAAUACGAGAAUGGAUUGCUUGUCUCUGCGAUUGAUCUGUUUUUGUCGUUAUUAAAUCAAUUUGUCGAUGUGGAGGAAAUAUUUCAUCAACAAGAUAGUGAAUCUGUCCCAAAAGUGCUUCUGAAUAAAAGAACUGAAGUCGAUGCUUCAGAAUUGGCAGUUCUCGCUCGAAGUCAUCAAGCACUUUCUGAUAAAAAUCAAUUAAUAAUUAGAAUUCUCGGUUGUAUUCGACAAACUUCAGGUACUUAUCACCACGAUACAAUUAAUCUCAUCAAAUGAUCAAAUUGUCCGUCUUUAGGGUUUAUGGAGUAUCUUCCUCUUUUCUCGGAGGUUCUUCAACGGCUCUCAAAUCUGUCGAAGCCAGAGUACGCCGCAGUCUCAUUGCGCGCACGUCAACUUCUUCUCACACGAAAGCAGCGACCAUUUGCUGAACGAACUCUUUCCCUCGUUGAUAGUCUGCUCGAUUAUCUCGAGCGUCGCCAGCCUCUCAUCAGCCAUUCUCUCUGGGCAGCACAUUCCCCAACGACAACAGGUACGAAGGCCUACCACGUUCCAACCCCGCUGACUCCUAUGGGGAGCGUUCCUCUCUUCGGCUGUUCUGGAGGAGGUGGUUUUGCGCAUUCCGGUUUUGGAAUAUCUAGCGCUCUUUCUUCCGGACUUCCGACGAGUUCGUUGCUUCAGCAUUUCGUUAGUGAUGUCGAUGAAGUUGUUGACGAUUCCCUUGUCGCUCUUAUGGGACAUCCGCUCGGACAGUUGCGGAAACUCUCCCUAGAGAUCUUCGUGCGGCGACAUUACGAUCGUUUCGGACUUCAUGAUCUUCGAAUCGUUUGUGAUGGAGAAUCCUGGAUCAAUACAUUGGAAGCAGUUCCUUCAGCGUCGAGUGAUAAUGAUCGAGUAUCGACUUGGAGAUCUCAGAAGGGGAUGACGCCUUCGCGAUGGGCUGGAAUGCACAUGAAUUUGCUGCAGGAGCCACCGUUGGGAUUCACUGAGAAUGUUUGGGGAACUUCUUUGGGACCAUCAGUUUUCGGACAAUUGAGUGGACAGCCAUGGCACGCUGGCGGCACACCCACGUGGAGAUCAAUCAAUCUAAUGGGACAAUCAACGACACCAAAAUCCCAACAUCUUACAUUAGGGCGACCAAAGUUUCUAGAUGAAGGGAUAGGAUCCUCUGCGACGUCGAGCGAACGACUACCUCACUUCCCAACUGGACGCGGUUCAAGCGAGAAUUUCCAAUUCCCGUGUCGUUCACUUCAACCAAGUGGCGAAUUCGAUCAAUCGAGAUGCGACGAAUCGAAAACGCGUCAACGUGUGAAUAAACUUUUGGCUGUUUGGAUUCACGCUUCAGUCAUGAAUAGUGAAUUUCUACUGGAGACGUGUGACAUGAUUACAUCGACACGCUCGACAAAUCGAUUACCAAGUGUAGCAGACGCGUCGACUGGGAUUCCGACAGAUCAACAACAAUGUCCCAUUUAUUCGAACAGUCCUGGAGGUCCUUCCGCAUGUCUCGCCACAUCGAAUAACAACUCCAUGGUGUCGCUUUUGACAAAUCCAUCCUCCAAUAGCACUGGAGCUCUCAAUGCAUCUAUAACGAGUGCAUCUCGAUGUCUCAAUCCUUCAGCGUCAUUGGGACUCGACUCUGACUCACGCUUGCAUCAUAUGUUGAAUGCAUUUGCUGGAAUUGGAGGAGGAUCAAGCGAGCAGGCGGUGGGAAAGUCUCAAAUGACUGUCGCCAUGGCAUUCCCCACCUUUGAUCAGUUUCGGUCUACAUUUUCAUCGUGUCUGGAGGAAUACUCUAUUUUACAAGAAUCUAUGUCUCCAGCACCAUCUGGCGCUGACGCUAAAUUUUUGAUGCUAUUCAUCCCUGAUGUGUCCCAAAUUUCCGAAUUCAGUCAAAGAAAUUCGGCAACAGGAGAAGCCGAAUUGAACGCGUCAACCUCAAGCUUUUCCAAAAUGACAAGAUCCCCUCUAAACAAGUUUCCGAAUUACGUAGAAGAACCUCUUUUGAGAAAUGUCAUUUGCUCCGAAUUCAGCCAAUUAGAGUUAAAGCGCUUGUGCCAUUUCCAUGUACGACGCGAGCCCACAACCGUUCCCAACAUCCACAUGUACGAAGCGACCCCGAAGGUGGAUGGUGAUUCUCAAGAGCUUCGCCACUCCAGCAAAGCACCUCCUUUGGCGGGAUCUCCCCGAUUUUUCGUUCGCGUCUUGAUUCAUUAUCGCAUGAAUAACGAAGAACAAGACACCGCUGAGCUCGAGCGUCACGUCGUUGCAGCUCUGAACGCAUUAGAGAUUGCGUUAAAAUCGAGUGCGUCGUCCGGAAACGCAGGGAGUCGGCCUUCGCCGUCGCAUCACUUAUUGCUCUCUGUCAUUCUUCAAUCAACGACUGCUGGAGGGAAUCAGUCGUCCAUCCGUGGAAGUGGUGCUGUCAGUCAACGUUUAUCGCCAGCAGCUGCCGAAGCAUCUAUUACCACUAUCGCUAAACGAUAUCAACAACGUUUAAUGAAGAAUCGAGUGAGCGCCGUAGAAGUUCGAUUUGCUCAAAGAUCGCUGCAAGCUUCCGACACUUUUGUCCCAAUACGACUGGUCAUCACUAAUCCAACUGGUCAAAGCCUUCGAAUCCAAAAAUUCGUUGAAAUUACGGACCCAACUACCGGAGAUUUGGUUUACUCUGCCCUCGAUGCUUCGGACAGUCUGGCUAUUAGUGUACGGCAACCUCUCCAACCAGUUCAUUCAUGCAGACCAGAAAUUAAUCGUCAAUCAGCAUCUCACAAAGAUCUCACGUACGACGGGUUUCCGGUCUUGACUCCUCAUCCUCUAGCCGGUCCUUUGGACGAGAAGCGUGUCUUAGCUGCGAGUUUGUCCACAAUCUAUAUCUACGACUUUUUGGACUUAUUUGAGGAGGCGAUCAAGAAACAAUGGAGAUCAUGUCCCAAAUAUUUCGUUCCUUCUCUUCGUGGAGACCAAACAUCCUCAUCGGAUGGAAUUGGGACUAAACCUUCUGAGGCUGUUCAUCCAACGACAUUCUUGCCUGAUCGAGUCUUGGAGUCGGUUGAACUGAAGCUUGAUCAUCGCGGCGAAGUGGAGGAUGUUUUCCGGGACCCUGGAUUGAAUGAAUGCGGAAUGGUUGCCUGGCGGGUUGUGAUGCGCACUCCAGAAUUUCCAAGAGGGCGAAGGAUCAUCCUGAUCGGCAAUGACGUCACGUACCAUAUGGGAACAUUUGGAGUUCAGGAAGACUUACUAUUUCAACGUGUGUCCGAAGUUGCGAGAAAGCACGGGAUUCCGCGCGUUUAUAUUGCCGUCAAUUCGGGUGCUCGGAUGGGUUUAGCAACUGAAGUUCAGAAGGUCUUUAAAGUUGAAUGGGUGAAUGCGGAUCAACCAUCGCUGGGAUUCAAAUAUUUGUAUUUAACGGAAGAAGAUUAUAAAAAAUUGCGCGCCAGUGAAUCAGUUGCUUCUGAGCCAGUCGAUCAUCCCAUUCAUGGAAAAAUUUAUCGCAUCACAACAGUAAUUGGAAGUCAAAUUGGAUUGGGUGUUGAGAAUCUAUGUGGCAGUGGAGCCAUUGCGGGAGAAACAUCCCGUGCUUACCAAUCGAACAUGACCGUCACAUUCGUCACAGGGAGGACUGUAGGGAUUGGAGCUUAUAUUACAAGAUUGGGACAAAGAGUGAUACAGAAGUCGAGUGGAGCUCCAAUUCUAUUAACUGGCUAUCAAGCUUUGAAUCGCUUGAUCGGUCGAGACGUUUAUUGUUCAAAUGACGCAAUUGGAGGAGUAGAUAUCAUGGCAAAGAAUGGAGUAUCUCAUCUUGUAGUGGAUGAUGAUAUGGAAGGAUGUGAAGAAGUUAUAAGAUGGCUUUCUUAUGUUCCAGAACAUCGCGAAGGUCCUCUACCAAUUAUGGUGGAUCCUAGCGACCCAAUUAC
This is a messenger RNA of Condylostylus longicornis, 6947 nucleotides long. RefSeq lists its product as uncharacterized. Gene Ontology annotation, biological process: fatty acid biosynthetic process. The annotation marks the transcript as partial. NCBI's taxonomy places the organism in Eukaryota, Metazoa, Arthropoda, Insecta, Diptera, Dolichopodidae. Gene Ontology annotation, molecular function: acetyl-CoA carboxylase activity; ATP binding; metal ion binding. The record is from RefSeq and is a predicted model, not a curated record. The transcript is spliced from 26 exons.